Molecule: messenger RNA, 1202 nt
Organism: Papaver somniferum (opium poppy)
Lineage: Eukaryota; Viridiplantae; Streptophyta; Magnoliopsida; Ranunculales; Papaveraceae
Exons: 5
Coding region: 233-844 (203 amino acids)
Cellular component (GO): mitochondrion
Source: RefSeq, a predicted model, not a curated record
CACUAACCAAAGAGGGCCUAGUCCCUAUUGUCAUUUCGAGUACAGCAAUACCCUCCCCUCUUCCUUGGAUCCAUCCAAAAUCAAAUCCCUCUUUUCUUUCGCUACAUCUAAUCAUCCAGUUACGUGCUUGAUGAUUCUUCAGUAAACCCUAAAUCUCAACUCCAAAAGAGUAGCUAGCUGCAGUAAAUAGUGAACUGCUUCUUUCUCUGCAACAAACCAAAGUCUCAUUCCUAUGCUAGUUUCCUCCAUUAUACAAAGUGAGAGAUUGAGAACGAGAGAGAAAAUGAUGGGUUUGGGUGCACUCAGAAACAUGAUUCGCCCAUUUGCAAGAACAGUUUUGAAUCAAAGCGUGGAACGUUUUCCUCUCGAGAUUUCAUCAGCUUCAUCAACUUCUUCAACACCAGAGUUAAGGUCCGUUUUCAGUUGGUUUUUGAACCAAAGAUGUCAAUCAUGGAUGAUUAACAGAUCAAAUGAGUUUCAUAGCUUAACCGAUACUCGAUUGCCUAAGAGAAGACCUGGUUUUACUAAUAGAAGGAAGCGAGCUGGCUUGAAACCCCCAGGUCCAUAUGCUUGGGUUCAAUACACACCUGGAGAACCACUACUUCCAAACACACCUAAUGAAGGUAGUGUUAAGAGAAGGAACGAGAAGAAGCGAAUUGGACAGAGAAAAGCGUUUAUAAAGUCUGAAGCAAAGAAACGAAAAGUUCUGGUGCAAGAAGCUAAGAGGAAGAAGAUCGAGAAAAGAGUUGAGCGUAAGAUGGCUGCAGUAGCAAGGGACAGAGCAUGGGCUGUAAGAUUGGCAGAGCUGGAACAGCUCGAGGCAGCUAAAGCGGCGAAAUCGUAAUUGCUGGUUAAUCUCAAACCAAACGAAGAAGCGUAUCUGUAAACAAUGUAUUGCUCCUUGAUAUGGGGACCUGAUUUGACAUUGAAUCCAGGUCCUUGAACUUUGUCACCUCGCUUCUUGCCUUUUUUUUACCUUUCGUCUAAAGGUGAAAAUACCCUUUGUCCGGAAACUUUUGACCCUUUUUACCUAGACUAUAUUUUAGUAGGUGACACUCCACAAGUUGAGAACAAGUUAGAAAUAUUUAUGUUAGUUGCAAAAUAAAGAUGGCCUUGGAACUUUUAGUUUGGUUACCCACUUUUUUAUUUUCUUUGCAAUAUGAUAUGGCGGUAUCAAUGAUGCUAACUGAAAAUAGGGUUUU